AUGGAAGAAGGCUCGCCUGGAGUUUUCCUUAAACAUUACAGAUUACCCAAGUGGAGUCGAGCUGCGAACGUUGGGGAUGUGGAGAGUGAGUUAAAUUUUGUUCGAAAUGUUGGAAUUGAUGUUAAUUCUUUGGAGGCAGAAUAUGAGGGUUUGAAUGACGAUGAAGACGUGACUGUUUCUCGUGGAGAUCGUGGGCCGUGUAUCUAG
Molecule: messenger RNA, 207 nt
Organism: Prunus armeniaca (apricot)
Lineage: Eukaryota; Viridiplantae; Streptophyta; Magnoliopsida; Rosales; Rosaceae
Source: the annotation of a GenBank genome assembly